Molecule: messenger RNA, 2612 nt
Organism: Ceratitis capitata (Mediterranean fruit fly)
Lineage: Eukaryota; Metazoa; Arthropoda; Insecta; Diptera; Tephritidae
Product: proton-coupled folate transporter
Exons: 10
Coding region: 718-2256 (512 amino acids)
Biological process (GO): transmembrane transport
Cellular component (GO): membrane
Molecular function (GO): transmembrane transporter activity
Source: RefSeq, a predicted model, not a curated record
UACUGCUACUACGCCAGCAGAACAGCUGUUUUCGAUUUGAUUAAUUUCUGAACGCUUAUAAAUGAACAAAUUCUGCGUAAAAGUUAAACGAAAAUGAAACCUCGUAAGGUGGAAGGCAAGAAGAAUAUGCGGGUGAUGUUAAAUUUUUUUAUUUGCAAAGCGAAAUAAUUGUGCUCGAAAAAUAGGAAAGAGAUGGCCCAGAGAUUUGCGGUCAUUUGCACUGUUAACGGCUUUUCCCACAAACAAACAACCAAACAGAAAUUCUUACUCGUUAUGCAGUUCUUAUCAACCAUUGGCUACGCAACGAAGAACUCAUGCGCGGGGGAACCACCAAUAAAUCCAAACGAAGGCCGCUCGGCGCUGGCCAUAAAAUAAUUAAAUAUAAAGAGCGUGCCAAAAAUUAUCAAAACCAGUUUCGCACUGGUUUAUGGUAGCCACUGGUGCGAAAACCGUGUCACGCUCGUGAGGCUCGCACCAGGAGGAGAUUACAAAAAAAAAGCAAAAUAAAGAAUUACAAGUCGAAAGAACAAGUGAAAGUAUUUAAUCAAAUUCUAAAUACAAUAAUUGAGUGUUUGCAGAUAAAAAAUUACAUUCUACUCCAACAAACAACAUAUUUGACACAAAUCAAAAGAGCCACUUGUGGGCGUGCGAAAGUGAUAACGAAACGAUAAAUAAUUAAAAUACAUUUGAGAAAAAAAAAAACGAACAAAACAUAAGAUGAGCGGAAACGAAUUCGAAAAUAAUCUGUACAAUGCACCAAACGGCUACCUCGAAGCUGGUCACCGACGCACCACAGUUGAGGAUGUUAAUAGCAAUCAAACAAUUGUCACCGACUCGGAUGCGGUCAGCAAUUCAGUGCCGCGGUUAAAUCGGUAUAGGCGUAUAUUUAUUUUGGAACCACCGGUGUUUCUCUUGAAUUUCGCCACGUCUUUGACAUCUGUUGUGUUCACCAAUCAAUUACUUUAUCAAUCCUGCACGGUUGUAUUUGGACAUACCGAGGCGGAAUGCGAACCAAUGUUGGGGAUCUCGAAUGCCACAAUAAAUCACGAAAUAGAAAAUCAAGUGCAACCCUAUGUCUCUCGCAUAAUAUUAGCCAACUCUCUGGUCUCCAGCAUCAUACCUGCGCUGCUGGCGCUCUUCAUUGGUGCGUGGUCGGAUCGUUUUGGACGUCGUCCGGUGCUGUUGAUUGCAUUGAUUGGCAUUUUCCUUGGCUUCGUCGUAAGUUUCAUUUUGGCUAUGGUCUCGGCAAAGUCACCCACCAAUCCUUGGCUCUAUGUCAUAGCACAAAUUCCGGCGGCUGUCACGGGCUCCACCUGUGCUUUCUAUAUUGUCUGCUACUGUUAUAUUACCGAUGUUGCAUCACCACAGUUAAAGGGUUUGAAAAUGGUUUUAAAUGAUGCUGCUGUUGGUGUUGGCACUGUUCUCGGUACAUUAGCUGGUAGCGCACUAUUUGCGCACACAAGCAUACAAGUUGUUUUUGCAGUUUCAGGUUUAGCUAUACUUUUGGCAUUUGCUUAUGUAUUCUUUGUGAAUAAGGAGAGCUUGUGCCUGGCACACACAAAAUUGGGCUACAAACUCUGUCAGUUCUUCAGCAUUAGUCACGUUGUUGACUUGGUGAGAACUUGCGUCGCCAAGCGUGCGAAUUACAUGCGAGCUUUCAUUUGGCUUUCCAUGUCUGCCUUGAUCAUUACCAAUUUCACGUCGUCUGGCGAGGGCAAUGUCUUCUACUUAUUUUUACGCGCCAAAUUCGAUGUGACCGUUAGUCAAUACAGUGAUUACAACUCCAUCGGAGAUGCCAUACAAAUUAUUGGUGGUAUUUUUGGAGUUAUCGUGUUCAGAAAGUACGCACGCUUCUCUUUGGUUACCAUAGGAAUGCUUUCGCUCUUCUCGGCCGUUUGUGAGAGUUUUGUUCGUGCUGUGGCGCAAAAAUUUUGGGAAAUGUACCUCGGCACUGCGUUCGGGUUCUUGGGUGGCAUUAUUUCUCCCAUGCUGCUAACGGUUCUCUCCUUCGUCACGCCCACAAAUGAAACUGGUAAAGUUUUCUCGGUGACCACUGCCUUGCAAGUAAUCACGCCGCUGGGUGCAUCGCCACUCUACACAUCCAUUUAUGAUGCGACGCUCUCCUAUUAUCCGGGAAUGUUCAAUAUCAUUAGUGCUGUGCUGUACUUACUUAGUUUUGUGCUUGUUGCUUUAAUUUUCUGCAUAUCAAAACGCAAGGGCAUAAUCGUUAGUCCGCCAAAUCCAGCAAGAGCAUAAACUAGAAAAGAGAUUGGGGAAUUUUGAAAAUUCGCGAAUGCAUUUAAGAACGGUUAAACGGUUAAGCAGCAUGUCUUUUUUAAAUUAUACUAUACAGUUUUUUUAAUUAAAAAAUGUAUAUUAUUUAGAUGCGUAAAAAUAUGUAGAAGUAUUUGGUGUGUGUAAUAUAUAAUUAUAUAGGUGUUUUUAUAUACUAAUAUACAUAUGCAUGUACUAUAUAUAUUUAUUUCCCCAAUAAUUAAUUCUAUGGCCGCGAUUUUUUCGAAAAUAGCAAUAAGUAUGUAGUCAUAGGUACAAAACAUAUUAAAUAUUUUUUAUACAAUAUAUUUAUAAAUACAUACACAUAAUUUGGCAAG